AAAAAAGAAUCUUCUUUAUCAAUGUGGGGCAACAAUAUUCCCAUCCCCAAUGGUCUAAACACCUUUGACGACAAAAAGUCGACCUACGAUCAAGAAGCCAUGCUCCGCGCCGCCGCCAUGAGCACAAAAAAACUCCACAUCGGCAUCGUGGGCGCUGGGUUCUCUGGCUUGCGUUGUGCCGAUGUAUUGCUAUCUUAUGGCCACCGCGUCACCAUUUUCGAAGCUCGCAACCGUGUAGGUGGCCGAGUGGGCCAGAGCAAUCAUUUAGGUCAUACAGUGGACUUGGGACCCAACUGGAUCCACGGAACAGACGCGAACCCGGUGUUCGAAAUCGCGAAGAAGACGGAUACGCAACUGCAUUAUUGGGAUGAGAGACAGCGGAUCUUGGAUACUGAUGGCACGCCGCUAUCGACCGAGGAAGCAGAAGAAUAUGGCAGUAUCUUGUGGGAGAAUGGGUUAAUCUCUCAAGCCUUCAAGUACAGUAGAGAAAAUACUGCUACCAUCGACGCUUCAACCUCUUUGAUGGAUUACUUUGCCGAAAAGGCAGAGACCCUGUUCACGAAUCUGGAAACCAAGGAGGCACAAAGGAAGAGAAGGACUUUGUUAAAGGUAUGUGACUUCUGGGGCAGUUAUGUGGGGAGUGCUACGACGCAGCAAAGUUUGAAGUACUUUUGGUUGGAGGAGUGUAUAGAAGGUGAGAAUCCUUUUGUUGCGGGUACUUACACGAAGAUUCUGGAACAUGUGGCGAAACCUGCGCUGGAGAAGGCGGAGGUCAAGUUAGAGACGAAGGUUGAGGGUAUAAUAAGGAGAACGAAUGAAGGCGAAAAGGUCAAGGUGGAGGUUGAUAACGGAGAGAAGUAUGAGUUUGACGAGGUGGUCAUGACGGCACCUUUGGGAUGGUUGAAGAGAAACAAGAACGUCUUUGUCGAUGGGUUGACGGAGGAGCUGAACACAGCUAUCGAUGCUAUUGGGUAUGGUUCUUUGGAUAAGAUCUACAUCACCUUUCCCACCGCCUUCUGGGAGACAUCUCUAGAAGAAGGAGAACCAAAAGGCACCGCUACCAUCACCAGUUCCAAUACCCCAAACACAACAGCAACAACAGCACCACUACAUCAAGCCUCUUCCACUACUCCAACAACAGGCUAUCCAGGAUUCACCCACUGGCUAGCACCCACCUACUCACCCGACGCAAACCCGCACCAAUGGGACCAACAAGCCAUGAAUCUCGCCGCUCUACCAGGCACCUCUGCACACCCCUCCCUCCUCUUCUACAUCUACGGCGCUUGCUCCACUCAUAUCGCCUCUCUCGCUCAACUACCCCAACCCACCCGCGAUGAAUCCCUCAAAGCUUUCAUCGCACCCUACAUCUCUCGCCUACCCAAUUACUCUGUUAAUUCUGCUGCUUGCAAGCCCAAAGCAAUCUUUGCGACAGCUUGGGCGGGAGACGAGUUGGCUGGUUAUGGCAGUUAUGCAAAUUUUCAGGUUGGGUUGGAGGAUGGAGAUAAACAUGUGGAGACCAUGAGGAAGGGCAUGCCAGAGCGAGGCAUUUGGAUUGCUGGCGAGCAUACGUCGCCGUUUGUUGCUUUGGGUACGGCGACGGGGGCGUAUUGGAGUGGUGAGAAGGUUGCACUGAGGAUACUGGAGAAAGCUGUAGCAGGGUACAAGGAGGAAGGAGAGAAGUAG
This is a messenger RNA of Aureobasidium uvarum, 1683 nucleotides long. The record is from the annotation of a GenBank genome assembly. NCBI's taxonomy places the organism in Eukaryota, Fungi, Ascomycota, Dothideomycetes, Dothideales, Saccotheciaceae.